AUAAAGUCUCGCAACGAGAACAUUGAGAUUGUUGAGACAAGGCGGCGAGCCAUAGCCACAUGCCUUCACCAAACAGGAGAGGUGAUUUAUUUUGAUGAGUUGGGCUUUUUGAUACUAGACUACGAGUGGUUUUGUGGUGAGGUUCUUGCUCAGUUGAUAAAGCUUGAUGUAAGAAAGCAAAACACCGGGGAAAGAAAUGGAUUUGUUAGCAGGAAAGAGCUAGAGAAGAUGUUGAGAAGUAGUUUACAGAGUCCAAUUCCAGGGAUGACCUCAAAGGUACUUGAGCACUUUGAUGCGUGUGACCUUGUGAAGAUGAUGAAGAAAGUAGAACUUUGCUAUGAACAAGACCCUUCCAGUCCUGACACUUCAUUGUUAGUCCCAUCGAUUCUAGAAGAAGGCAGAGGAAAGACACAGAAAUGGCAGAUAAACACACAUGACUGUGUUUAUUCAGGCCGGCAUCUCCAGUGCGAUGAUUCAAGUCGCAUGUUUCUU
This is a messenger RNA of Camelina sativa (false flax), 492 nucleotides long. Lineage: Eukaryota; Viridiplantae; Streptophyta; Magnoliopsida; Brassicales; Brassicaceae. The record is from RefSeq and is a predicted model, not a curated record.